UAGAUUUUUGUUUUUGAGAAAGGACAGAUAACGACUGAGGCCUCUGAUUUGUGCACUUUCCUUUUUGUGUGAAAACCGGAGGAAGAAAGCAUCGUCCAAGGUGCUGAGUUUGUGUGAAGACGUGGGCUCUGAUAUGGAUCAGUGUGAGGAACCAGGGGAGGCCUUUGCCUCUCAAACCAGUCUGUGUGGGGACCAUGAAACCAGCACUGGAGCUCAGAGCCCUGAGAAGCAACACAGACUGGAUUAUCCUGGACCUGAACCCAGCUGUGCGUUCUUCAAGUGUGACCAGCCAGUGGAGCCCCCUCUUGUUUUUCGACAGUCUGCUGCUGAAAGGACCCCUCAGAGACCAGAAUCUCCUGGACCAGAACCCAGCUGCAUUUCUGUUAAGAGUGACACGUCCAUGGAGCCUCCGCUUGUUUUUAGACAAUCUGUUAAGAAAAGGACCCAUCAGAGACCAGAAUCUCCUGGACCAGAACCCAGCUGCGUUUCUGUCAGGAGCGACGUGUCCAUGGAGCCUCCGCUUGUUUUUAAUCAAUCUGCUGAUGUGAAGCUCCAUCAGAGACCAGGAUCUGCUGGAUCUGAACCCAGCUGCGUUUCCAUGAAGAGUGAUCACUCAAUGAGACUUCCUCUUGUUUUUAGACAAGACGAUGGAAGAGUGGACCAGGAGAGCGGUCAGUCUCCCCCGCAGCAUCAAAAACAGCUGGACUCCAUAUUUAUGCUGUUGGAGGAGAACAUUUUCACUUUUGUGAAGAACGAGCUGCAGAAAAUCCAGAAGGCUUUGAGUUCAGAAGAAUGCUUAGAGAGUCAGAGGGAGGAUGAGGAGGUGUCCGACCGCAAGGCAGAAGAGCAGUGGAGGAGCAGCAGAGAGGCAUUUCUGAAGAUCACACUGCACUUCCUCAGAAGAAUGAAACAGGAGGAGCUGGCUGACUGUCUGCAAAGCAGAUAUCCUGUUACAGUUUGUCAGCAUAAACUCAAGUCUAACUUGAAGAAAAAGUUCCAGUGUGUGUUCGAGGGGAUCGCAAAAGCUGGAAACCCAACUCUUCUGAAUCAGAUCUACACAGAGCUCUACAUCACAGAGGGAGGGACCGCCGAGGUCAAUGAUGAACAUGAGGUCAGAAAAAUUGAAACAGCAUCCAAGAAACCAGACAGACCAGAAACAACAAUCAGACAAGAAGACAUCUUUAAAGGCUCAUCUGGACGAGACGAACUGAUCAGAACAGUGAUGACGAAGGGAGUGGCUGGCAUCGGGAAAACGGUCCUAACACAGAAGUUCACUCUGGAUUGGGCUGAAGACAAAGCCAACCAGGAUAUCCAGUUCACGUUUCCAUUCACGUUCAGAGAGCUGAAUGUGCUGAAAGAGAAAAAGUACAGCUUGGUGGAGCUUGUUCAUCACUUCUUUACUGAAACCAAAGAAGCAGGAAUCUGCAGGUUUGAAGACUUCCAGGUCGUCUUCAUCUUUGACGGUCUGGAUGAGUGUCGACUUCCUCUGGACUUCCGCAACAACGAGAUCCUGACUGACGUCACAGAGUCCACCUCAGUGGAUGUGCUGCUGACAAACCUCAUCAGGGGGAAACUGCUUCCCUCCGCUCGCCUCUGGAUAACCACACGACCUGCAGCAGCCAAUCAGAUCCCUCCUGAGUGUGUUGACAUGGUGACAGAGGUCAGAGGGUUCACCGACCCACAGAAGGAGGAGUACUUCAGGAAGAGGUUCAGAGAUGAGGAGCGGGCUGGAAAAAUAAUCUCCCACAUCAAGACAUCCCGAAGCCUCCACAUCAUGUGCCACAUCCCAGUCUUCUGCUGGAUCACCGCUACAGUCCUGGAGGACGUGUUGAAGACCAGAAAGACAGAAGAGCUGCCCAAGACCCUGACUGAGCUGUACAUCUACUUCUUGGUGGUUCAGACCAAACAGAAAACCAUCAAAUAUGAUAAAAGAGCUGACACAGAGCCACAGUUGAGUAAAAAAAGCAGGAAAAUGAUAAUGUCUUUGGGAAAACUGGCAUUUGAGCAGCUGCAGAAAGGCAACCUGAUCUUCUACGAAUCAGAUCUGACAGAGUGUGGCAUCGAUACCAGAGCAGCCUCAGUGUACUCAGGAGUGUUCACACAGGUCUUUAAAGAGGAUAGAGGACUGUACCAGUACAAGGUCUUCUGCUUCGUCCAUCUGAGUGUUCAGGAGUUUCUGGCUGCUCUUCAUGUCCAUCUGACCUUCAUCAACUCUGGAGUCAAUCUGAUGGCAGAGGAACAAACAACCUCCCAACAGUCCGAAACAAGAAAAGAUGAAUCUGCAGAGACACAGUUCCACCAGAGUGCUGUGGACCAGGCCUUAAAGAGUCCAAAUGGACACCUGGACUUGUUCCUUCGCUUCCUCCUGGGACUUUCAUUGCAGACCAAUCAGACUUUACUACGAGGCCUGUUGAGACAGAAAAGCAGUGGCUCAAAGGCCAAUCAAGAAACAGUCCAGUACAUCAAGAUGAAGUUUGAGGAAAAUAUCUCUGCAGAGAAAAGCAUCAAUCUGUUCCACUGUCUGAAUGAACUGAAUGAUCGCUCUCUGGUGGAGAAGAUCCAACACCAUCUGAGAUCAGGAAGUCUCUCUACAGAUGAACUGUCUCCAGCUCAGUGGUCAGCGCUGGUCUUCAUCUUACUGUCAUCAGAGGAAGAUCUGGACGUGUUUGACCUGAAGAAAUACUCUGCUUCAGAGGAGGCUCUUCUGAGGCUGCUGCCAGUGGUCAAAGCCUCCAACAAAGCUCUGUAA
Messenger RNA from Plectropomus leopardus (leopard coralgrouper), 2749 nucleotides. RefSeq names its product protein NLRC3-like. Lineage: Eukaryota; Metazoa; Chordata; Actinopteri; Perciformes; Serranidae. The record is from RefSeq and is a predicted model, not a curated record.